CUGGAUCACCUCAGAGCGCAACCUGCGCCAACACGGACUAAAAUAAACUAUCAGCGACCGCCAAACUUCUUCAGUUCUCUUUAACAGACUAUUAUUUGGAAAUUCUCUUAGACUAUAAUGCAAAAUGCUAACAUUCAAAAAGACGCUUCGUGUCGACGCUUGUGCAUACUUUCGCUUGAUUGGCUCAAAGUCGUAUGACAUAAUACUCCUUUAGAACGUUUUUUUGGUGCGUGACGUCACUCCCACUCGGAGAGAACAUGACCGAAGGACUUUUUGUUUGUCUGUUACUGAUGCGGCAUUUGUGUGUGUUUAUGUGUGUGUGUCCUUCACGCUUAUGAAGAACUGAAGGGAUUCUUCCUGGAGGCUCGGACCAUGAAUUACGUGGGGCAGUUGGCCGGUCAGGUGUUUGUGCAGGUGAAGGAAAUCUACAAAGGUCUGAAUCCCGCCACGCUGUCUGGCUGCAUCGAUGUCAUUGUUGUGCAGCAGCCCGACGGAUCUCUGAUCUGCUCACCCUUCCACGUGCGCUUCGGAAAGAUGGGCGUCCUGAGAUCACGAGAGAAAGUGGUGGAUAUAGAGAUCAACGGAGAACCUGUAAAUUUGCACAUGAAGCUGGGAGAUAAUGGAGAAGCUUUCUUUGUCAAGGAGAUGGAAGAUGAUCAGGUGGUUCCCUUUUAUCUGGCUACAUCUCCCAUCCUGUCUGACAGAGGGGCUCUGAUGGGCUGCUGUGCUGAGAAUGGUGUGAUGAAGAAGAGGAAGAAGAGGAGAAGGAAGUUUAAAGUGGAAGGCGUGAGGAAAGAGAACAGCCUGGAGUUUUCCGAAGAGGAGCAGUUUAACUUCGACAUUAAUGAUAGCGAGCAGUCGGAUGAGAACAGGGGAGAGCUGGAAAAUGAAAGUUUAAACGCUGGAAACACACAAAAGAAAAACACAGAAUAUGCUCGGUCAGAUGGGGAAUGGAGUCACAGUCCUAAUGUGUCUCGUCCCUGCACUCCUAAAAGUGACUCUGAACUGCUCUGUAAAGGACAACCGGAGGAUUCGGCCAUGUUGUGGUCCUGGGGGGAACUUCCUCAAGCUGCCAAGCCAUCAUUUUUGUCCGCAAAACCAAACCUCCCGUCUGCGCAUCCGCUGUCAAUCCCCAUCUCGGACAACACACAUUUCAGAGUCAUUCCCAGCCAUGAUGACAUCAGAUCUCACCCUGACGGCCAAUCGUCCAGAGCGAAAGACUUUGAAAAUCCGGAGGUGACAUCAGCAGCAUGUGUGAUGUCAGAGAGCGAAGAGAAUGGAGCAAACACUGGACACCGCUCACAAAAUAAGACCGAUUCACCCUGUAAAAGAAAAGAUAAAAGAAGUCGCCACCUGGGAUCUGACGGCGUGUAUUUGGAUGAUAUAACACAGUUGGAACCGGAAGCCGCUGCACUUUACUUUCCUAAAAGUGGAUCAGAGCGCUCGUGCGGUGAGAGUAGUUGUGGCGGUGUGACCGCGUCUCAGUCCGCGUGCAGCUCAGGAGCAGACAGCGGCGUGGAUAGUUACGACCUGCCCUCUAUCGGCAUCUCUCUGUGUGGAGGACUCACAGAAAACAGAGAGAUUACUAAAGAGCAUUUCCAGCAGCAGUUUGUCUCUUAUCAGCAGUUUUCUGAGAAACCCUCCAUCAUUGACAACCCAAAUCUGGUGGUGAAGAUCGAUUCCAAGUAUUAUAACUGGAGCACUGCUGCUCCUAUUAUACUGGCAAUGCAAGCCUUCCAGAAACCGCUGCCCAAGGCCACGGUAGAAAGAGUUGUGAAGGAGAAGAUGCCCAGAAACAGAGGAAGAUGGUGGUUUUCAUGGAGAGGAAGAACAAACAACACAAAACCAGAUUUAAUUUCAGCUGUUUCAGAAUGUGCACCAAGAGACGACAAUAACAGGCGGACAGAAGAGUUUUCCUCCAGUGAUGACGAUCACUUAUCUGCCAAUCAAACUCCCAAACACGCCCACACAGUCCCCGCCCUCACCACAGGGGGCGUGUCCUAUAAGAAGACCCUCCGCCUCUCCUCUGAACAGCUUGCAAACCUGCAGUUGAAGGAAGGUCCAAAUAAUGUGAUAUUUAGCGUGACAACUCAGUAUCAGGGAACAUGCCGCUGUGAGGGAACCAUCUACCUGUGGAAAUGGAAUGAUAAAAUCAUCAUAUCGGAUAUAGACGGUACAAUCACCAGGUCGGAUAAGCUGGGACACAUUCUGCCCACGCUGGGUAAAGACUGGACCCAUCAGGGUAUCGCACGUCUCUAUCAUAACGUCAGCCAGAAUGGUUAUAAGUUUAUGUACUGCUCUGCGAGGGCGAUUGGAAUGGCUGAAAUGACCCGGGGUUACCUGCACUGGGUCAAUGAGAGAGGAACCAUGUUACCACAAGGACCUGUUUUACUGAGUCCCAGCAGCCUGUUCUCAGCACUACACAGGGAGGUGAUUGAGAAGAGGCCAGAGAAGUUCAAGGUGGCGUGUUUGACAGACAUUAAGAAUCUCUUCUACCCAAACACUGAGCCCUUUUACGCUGCAUUUGGGAACAGAGAUACAGAUGUGUUUUCCUAUAAGAAGGUUGGCGUUCCUUUAAACAGAAUCUUUACCAUCAAUCCUAAAGGAGAACUGAUCCAGGAACACGCCAAGACCAACAUCUCAUCGUACGCACGUCUGGGUGAAGUCGUGGAUCACGUCUUUCCGCUCCUGAAGUGCACCAGUUCCUGCGAUUUCCCCUGCAGUGACACUUUUAUCCACUUCACCUACUGGAGAGAACAGCUCCCUCUGGUGGACGGGCAGAUAGCGAGCACAGACAACACCACUCACUGAACACCGCACACAGACACAACAUUCUGUGUAGACAGAAAAACAAAUACAGACAUGCUAAAAAUCAACAAACCUCAAAUGUAUGCACUGUAGGUCAGGCACUUUCUUUCAAAGAUAUCUUCACAUUGUGAUCUUUAGAAUAUUGUACUGUUUAUAGUUUUUAAGGUGAGGUCAGAUAUAUUAUAUGUGCUGUUACUGAGAGGUUUUGUUUUGAUAUACCUACAGCACCUGUUACCUCAGUAUAAAUUGUAAAAUGAGUUAAAAUAAGUGAAUUUAUAUGUUACAACACAUAUGUGUUUAUUAUUUAUAAAUUGAAAGGAACUCAGCAAUGUUACGUUUGUUACAAUCAAAAUAAGCGAUGUUACAUUGGGUAAUCUCAGAAGGAAAUUAUAGUUUGCACAAUUCAAAAGAGAUCCUAAAAUAUGCUUUAUUUUGUGGAAAGUAUGAUUCACACAUUUUUAGAGACAGAAUGUAGAAACUGUUACAUUGCUUUAGUCAUUUGGACAUUAUUUAAACCAUUAGUUUGAAAUCUAGUGAGUUUGACAUCUUUUGCUGUCAUAUGGAGCACUUCUUCAUCUGCUUAUUUUUACUUGUCUAAGCAUAGAUGAUUUUAUACUCAUACCUUGUAGGUUUUAAACAGGUUACUGAGAAAAGAAGAAGAUAUAGUCCGAUUAGCCUCCAUUUUUAUGUGAUGUAAUAUUAUAACCCUGUUUGUGCUGAUUUGUGUGUGUGUGUGUUGCAAAAAAUGUUAUAUGCUAUAUCUAUUUUAAUGGGAGGAGUGUGUAUUUAAAGUGUUUGGGAAGAGGAUAUUCUUUCAGUGAAAGAAAUCAGUCCAUCAUGAGCUCGAAUGAGUAAAUGUGUUUCUCAGGUGAUUUUAUUUUGAAGGGAAAUUUGUCUUUAGCUAUUCAAUAAAGUUUCAUACAUGUCAAGAAAAUAAACCAUGUCAGUUUGACCUAAUGCAGUUUAUCUCAUUGAAAGGAGAUCAGUUUAAAUGGAGUUAUCACGUGCUGAAUUUUAAGUGAUCUCAUGUUAGACCAGAAUAAAUUAUUAUAAGAUCUGUGCUCUACUUAAUUCAUUCAAAAUAUGUA
Messenger RNA from Triplophysa rosa, 3896 nucleotides. RefSeq names its product lipin 1b (gene lpin1b). Gene Ontology annotation, molecular function: phosphatidate phosphatase activity; transcription coactivator activity. The record is from RefSeq and is a predicted model, not a curated record. Bases 373 to 2811 code for a protein of 812 amino acids. Lineage: Eukaryota; Metazoa; Chordata; Actinopteri; Cypriniformes; Nemacheilidae. Gene Ontology annotation, cellular component: nucleus; mitochondrial outer membrane. Gene Ontology annotation, biological process: cellular response to insulin stimulus; positive regulation of transcription by RNA polymerase II; triglyceride biosynthetic process. The transcript is spliced from 19 exons.